GCACUCUUCUCUUUCUUAGGUCUCUCUCUGCCCUCUACUAGUGUCUCUAUCUCCUAGCAAACUCUCCCACUAUCUGCUUGUGUCAUUUCAUGAAAGGAAGCAAAAGCAAAACAGAAGCAGAGAGAAGGGUUAGGAGGGUAAAGGGUUAUUAGGAAAUCAGUGGGAGUGGGAGAGAAAGAGAGAGAGAAGGAGGGAGAUGAGGGGGGAGUAAGCCAUGUUUUGAGCACAGGCUACUGGCCGCUUAGACAAAAAAGAAUAAGAUAGAAACAGUGAGAGACAAGGAGACAAACGGCCAGCAAGACACAAGAUGGCUACAGUCUCUUCUGAUUUAAACGCUGUAGAGGGACCUUGUCUACCCAUGCGGCGCCUUUUAUUGUUGGGGUUCCAAGGCUCCGGUAAAACCUCAACAUUGAGUACCAUCUUGAGUCAAGAGAAAACCCCAUCUGACCAUUCCCAAACAGAGCAGCAUCAGCACUGUUUAGAUAUACUUAAUGGUAAACUGCUGGUCAUUGACACCCCUGGAUGGCAACUGGAAACUGGAGAUACAUCGUACGAGAGGGACUCCGAGAACCAGCAAUUCAUAAUUGAUCAAUGCUCUCCUGGUCCCCAUGCAGUUUUGCUGGUGGUUCCCAUUGGAGCCCCAUUCACUGAGCACCACUGGCAAGGAUUGUGGUGUCAGGUCAGGGCUCUAGGAGCAGGAAUAUGGAGGCACACCAUGGUUUUGUUCACCUUUUCGGACCAGUUGCCACAGGACAAGGGAGUGGAGGAAUUUAUUGUGGAUGGAGGGGCGGCACUGCAGAGACUGGUGGAAAGGUGUGGCUGCAGGUACCACACCUUAGAUAACACCAGCUCGGACAAUGGCACUCAGAUUGCUGAGCUUAUGCAGAAAGUGGAGGAAAUGGUGCAGGACAAUCAGGGUUGGUUCUUUGAGAUGGAUAGGCCAAACCUGGUGUUCGAGGAUGAAGCGAUUCAGGGGGAAAGAGAAGAUGAUGGAGUCACAGUGGUGGAGAGGACACCAGCAAUGUUUAGAUCUCCACCAAGAGAGUUACGGUUGCUGUUAGUUGGCUGGCGUGGAGCUGGAAAGAGCUCGGCAGGUAAUGUUCUGUUGGGCUGUCGUGCGUUUGAAUCAGGACGCCCCACAGAGGUCUCUGUCCGCCACCAAGCAUUCGUAGCUGGUCGGCGCCUCACGGUUGUCGACACACCAGGUUGGGAUUGGUUCUCCGUCCAACGCACGCCCAGCAACGUACGAAAACAAAUCAAACAAGGGGCGGGGCUUCUCCAUCCCGGUCCACACGCACUCUUAAUGGUCAUACCCGUGGUCUCCUCUCUCACUCCCAAAAAGAGGCAGGCCCUCAAGAGCCAUUUGGAAAUGUUUGGGGAGGAGGCGUGUCUACACACACUGGUUCUGUUCUCAUGUGGUGAUUGGCUGGAUGGCACAUCAAUUGAAGAUCAUAUCCAACAGGACGGAGGUGAGCUACUGAAACUGAUGAAGCAUUGCUGGAAUUGUUAUCAUGUGCUGGACUGUACCAAGGCCAACAAGGACAGGACACAGGUGACUGAACUCUUGCAUAAAAUAGAAGAAAUGGUGGCAGAGAAUGGACAGAAGCCUUUCUUACCUGUCAAACUGAACCAAGAACUAGACGAGGAGGAAACGAGUGGAAGAUGCACUCUGCAGUGAAGAAUGAGACAAUAUUGUGUGCAUGUCCAGAGCACACUUUAAAACAAUGUACCAUGAAGAAAGUGAAAAAAGAUGACAUUUUGGAUUCUGAAAAGAGCAUUUUUAUCCUGCAACUGAUCACACACAAGGUCAUUCAUACGUUUUGUAGAUCGAUAGAAUGCAAAUAUUAUAUUACAGGGACAUUACACUGCUUUUUAACUUCAUGGGAAAUAUGUUCUAUUUAUGUUUACAAUCAGUAUACAGAAGUGCAACCUAGGGCUUCUCAAGCAAUGUAGAUUGGUAAGCCACUGGACUUUCAUGAGUUAAAAAUUAAGAGCUAUUAGCUUGAAGCACUUGCUUUGAGUUAGCCACAGACCACAAAUCAGUUAUUUUCUUAUAUUGACACUGGCACAACAUGCACACAAAUGUAUUGAUACUGAAUAUUUGCUAGUUAUGUGAGAUGCAUAUUUGACAACAAACAGGCCAACUGAUCAAAAUUAUUCUCUCCAUUUCCAUUAUGUAUCGCAGGACUCUCAUACCCAAUAUUGUACAGUAUUUAUACAACCUGGAUACAUAACCUAUAUAUACCUAUUAUAUUAGGUUGUCUUGAUAACAGUGUAGCCCUAUUGACUAUUUAUACUGUUCCUAAUGCACAUUCAAUGUAAUGUUAGAAUGUAGAAUUUAAUUGUAUACAGUAUUCAUUGAAUUAUCACACAGUAGACGCACUGGAAUUAAGUGCACCUGAAAUAGUACUGUUCGGGAGUAUAAAUUGGUUUUCUUUACAAAGACUGAACUGAAUGUGCCAAUGAGUCUUUUGAAUGUAAUUUUAUGACUGAUAACCAUAACCAAAAAGGAGGGCACAAGUCAAUAUAAAGUUCCACCUUAGUGCUUCUGAACUGUACUAAUGGGUGGUGUUGAGCAUUUAGGCCCUAAUUUAGGGGCAUGGCUGUAUUACCUACCCACAAAUAUUUGGCCCAAUAUGACAAUAUACUAUGAAAACCCAAGUGCUUAGGCCCAAAUUAAGCCUCAAAUGUGUCUUUUGACUGGUAACAUGUACUUGGGAGCCCAGCUGACUCUCUUUUGUUAUUCACCUCAUAUUCUCAUAUUAAUAAAGGUAAUUUUACAGUGAAAUCUCUGCAUUGUGUGAGUGGUGUUUCUUAGGAUGCGGUUUCCUCAAAUCAGUCUCAAAUUCAAAAGGCCCACAAAGUGAAGAUUCCCACAUUUAACCACAAUCCAAUGUUUAUAACUAAUGUGUUGGGUAUUUGAUGCAGUCAUUCUUGGUCAAGUAAAACAAGUCUCAAUAAUAGUAUAGAUUCUUUCUUUGGAAUAAAGAAACAAGCAGGUUUUCAAGUCUUCCGAGCACCCUGAUCACUUUAUGUAGGA
This is a messenger RNA of Xyrauchen texanus (razorback sucker), 3040 nucleotides long. RefSeq names its product GTPase IMAP family member 8. The transcript is spliced from 4 exons. The coding region runs from base 308 to 1678 and encodes 456 amino acids. Gene Ontology annotation, molecular function: GTP binding. Lineage: Eukaryota; Metazoa; Chordata; Actinopteri; Cypriniformes; Catostomidae. The record is from RefSeq and is a predicted model, not a curated record.